Dissoconium aciculare CBS 342.82 is the source of this 897-nucleotide messenger RNA. Its product is annotated as PQ loop repeat protein. The record is from RefSeq and is a predicted model, not a curated record. Bases 1 to 897 code for a protein of 298 amino acids. The transcript is spliced from 2 exons. Lineage: Eukaryota; Fungi; Ascomycota; Dothideomycetes; Mycosphaerellales; Dissoconiaceae.
AUGACAGAACAUUGUCGCGCGCUGGCAUAUCCCAGUAUUCCUACGACAGUACUUGCCGCCUUCCUGGUAGCUGGAAUCGUGGCAUCUUACGUUCCGCAGCACGUCAAGAUCUACUCGCGACGAUCAUCCGAAGGUCUGUCGCCAUGGUGGGUUCUCCUCGGUGGCUUGAGCUCUAUUACGGCAAUUGCAAACAUUCUCGUCCUGCCAACAAGCCGAGCGGAUAUGCGCUGCUGCAAAGAAGUCAACGGAGGGGCUUGUGCAGCUGCUUUGCUCGGGGUUGCACAGAUCGGGUGUCAAUGGACCUGUUUCAUGAUUAUCGUGCUACUCUAUCUUGUAUUCUUCCCGUACGACACUGCCGCUGAGCAAGAAGAAGAUCUGACCGCCUCGAUCACAUCUUUGACGGCUACACCACCUACGAACAGUCGACGUGAUCCGUUGAUCGUUGGCGCCUCCAUCUUCAUUACUCUUUUUCUGGUCGCACUUAUUUCCGUAGCGCUUGUUUUUGCAUUUCCGCAUCACACCCAGAUCUGGGCCGAUAUUCUCGGCAGUGUCUCUGGGAUACUCGGCAUGAUUCAGUAUCUCCCUCAGAUCAACUACACUUGGAAAGUGCAAGACGUCAAGAGCCUGUCAAUCACGACUCUCUCCGUGCAAGCUCCUGGCUCCUUCCUCUUCGCCCUUUCGCUUGCUCUGCGAGUCGGUCUGCAAGGCUGGAGUACAUGGGUCGUAUAUGUCAUCACUGGAUCCUUGCAAUUUGUUCUCCUAGGUAUGGCGUUCACAUUCGCUCACCGAAACCGUCAGGAAAGGAAAGUUACUUCGCCAGUGAUCUCGGAAGCAGAGAGCGUCAAUGAGCAAACGGCGCUACUUGGCGACAGAGUCGCAACAACUCCUGAAAACUAG